AUUACACAAAAGUGAAUCUUAGGGUUAUUUAACUUUGAAGUAACUAGACAGUCUACACUCACUACUCGUACUUCAUUUUGCCCAAAAACUGAGAAGAAAAAGUAGAAAACCCCAAAAUUGUAGAGAGGAGAUCGUUCUUCUACUCCGAUCACCUCCGGCCAUUGAAGAUAACUUGGAAAGAUUCGGUAGCAGUGUGGCUUCGGUCAAAGCUUAAACUUCUUCAAUCGUCUGAACGAAGAUAUUGGUUUUGGUUGAGCUCUACAGUUCCCACCCACAACAAAAUGGCGGCAUUUUCUUCACUUUGUUCAAUCCAAGUCAACAAGCCCUCUCUCUCUUCUUCGUUAUAUUCUCCCUCCAGCAAGUCUCUCCUCCGAUCUCCCUUAUCUUCCAGGAAGUUAUCCAGCAUUUCAUUGUCUUCUCCAGCUCUUCGUGGAAGAAUAACGUGCCAGGCCUCUUCUGCUAAUUCAUCACCUUCAUCAACUGUUAACAGAAAAGUGACGUCAGAGUUGAAGGAUUUUCUGCACAUUGAUGAUUUUGAUAAAGACACGAUAUUGAAGAUGUUAAACCGAGCUGCAGAGGUUAAGGCAAUGCUAAAAUCAGGGGACAGGACAUUUCUUCCCUUUAAGGGAAAGACAAUGGCUAUGAUCUUUGCCAAGCCCUCUAUGAGAACACGUGUUUCAUUUGAGACUGGAUUUUUCUUGUUGGGAGGUCAUGCUAUAUAUCUAGGACCUAAUGAUAUUCAAAUGGGUAAGCGGGAGGAAACUCGGGACAUUGCCCGUGUCUUGUCUGGCUAUAAUGACAUUAUAAUGGCCCGUGUCUUUGCUCACCAAGACAUUCUUGAUCUGGCUAAGUAUGCAACUGUACCUGUUAUCAAUGGCUUGACAGACUAUAACCACCCAUGCCAAAUUAUGGCUGAUGUUCUCACUAUUAUUGAACACAUUGGUCAGCUAGAAGGAGCUAAGGUUGUCUAUGUUGGAGAUGGAAACAACAUUGUGCACUCCUGGCUGUUGAUGGCAGCAGUUAUACCUUUCCACUUUGUUUGUGCUUGCCCAGAAGGUUUCGAACCUGAUGCAAAAACAGUUAAGAAGGCACAGCAGGCUGGUAUUAGCAAAAUUGAGAUUACAAAUGAUCCAAAAGAAGCAGUUAUAGGAGCUGAUGUUGUGUACUCUGACGUAUGGGCCAGCAUGGGGCAGAAGGAAGAGGCUGCACAGCGGCGCAAAGCUUUCCAAGGGUUUCAGGUGGAUGAAAAUCUUAUGAAGUUGGCAGGCCCGAAAGCUUAUUUCAUGCAUUGUUUACCUGCCGAAAGAGGGGUUGAAGUGACAGAUGGAGUGAUUGAAGCUCCGAAUUCAAUUGUCUUCCCACAAGCGGAGAAUCGCAUGCAUGCACAGAAUGCUAUAAUGCUCCAUUUGCUUGGUGUGUGAUUGCUAACAGGUCAGCUCCGUCGAGUUAUUGGGUGGGAAGGUACUGCUUAGUUAAUAAUGAACUUUUGGACUUCUGCAGUUUAUUUUUGACUUUAGAUUUGUGUACAAUUUUGUAUGUUGACAACACUCUUUCAUUUGUGCUAGCCUAAGUCUUCGGUUUUAUGCUCGAUACUUGUUAGUUUGCUCUUACAUAAUCAUAAUUAAGAUGCCCUUUUCCAGAAUUGAAAAA
Messenger RNA from Cannabis sativa, 1650 nucleotides. RefSeq names its product ornithine carbamoyltransferase, chloroplastic. The record is from RefSeq and is a predicted model, not a curated record. The transcript is spliced from 2 exons. Gene Ontology annotation, molecular function: ornithine carbamoyltransferase activity; amino acid binding. Bases 282 to 1421 code for a protein of 379 amino acids. Gene Ontology annotation, cellular component: intracellular membrane-bounded organelle. Gene Ontology annotation, biological process: L-citrulline biosynthetic process. NCBI's taxonomy places the organism in Eukaryota, Viridiplantae, Streptophyta, Magnoliopsida, Rosales, Cannabaceae.